UAGCAAAGUUGAAAGUUGAAGUUUAAGUAAUAUUAAAUAUUGCACGGUCGCAUUUAUCUCAAUUUAAAAACUAAUAGGAAAAUGUUGUAUUAUUUGCAAGAUAUCGAGCGGCAAUGAAAUAUAAAAUUAUAUGUUUGAAUUACAGUUAUCGUUUACCUAUUAGGUUUUUAGAAUUGUGUGAUAUUUGUAAUAUGUGUAACUCAUGUGCAUAACAAAGAAUUUUUGAUUAGUAGGAAGAUAUUUUUAAAACCAAGAAAAUUAUUUUACGAUAAAUAGACACGUGUGAAACAAAAUCUAUUUCUUAAUUUUGUAAAAGACAGCUUAAAAUGCAUCUUCAAUUGGUAUGGAUGAUCUUCUAUUUGAGUUGUGCGACUACCAACGACGAGAAAGAAAACUAUGUUCGUGAUGAUUAUAACUACGAAAACUGGCCGUUUCAUUACAAAGCGGCUUUAAACACACUAAGUAUUAUAAAAAGAGAUGUACUACCAGUAGUGCAAGCAGAAGGUAGUAUGAAGUCAUCCAGUGUAGUUGAGAAUGAGUCACGGAAAAUAACCCAAGAGUUGAAGCCAAUGGUAGGACAAACGGAAGGUGGGAUUGUCAAUGAGGCACCAAAUGCAGAUAUUCCAAUUCCUGAUGUAAACACUAAACCAGAUCUAACAACUUUAAAAGAAAAACCAGAACCAGUGAACAACCAAGUGAAUAUCACCAAGACAGAUAUAGUUAAAAGUAAUGACACAAAAACAAGUGAAGCAAAUGUCGUGGCCCAAACAAUUUCAAAAAUUGAAGAUACAGCAACCACUAACAAUACCAGUAAGGAUCCCAGUAUGUUGGAUAUUAAUAAUCCUGGAGUUGUCAAGCGAGGUGUUAUUGUAUUUGGAGGAUUGACGUUACUUGCUGUUGCAUACUUUAUAUUUUAUAGAAAUAAGCACAAAAAGUUUGACGCUGCUAACACACAUGGUAAUAGCGAUUCAAACCAGUUUAGAUAUGGUGUAUUGCACUCGGACGACCGUCGGGAGAAUCUUGAGCUCUCCCGGAUACCACUCACCAUGGAAUCUGAUGAUGACGAAGACGAGGACUUGGAAAUAUUUGACUUAGAACAGAAAAGGAAAUCCCUGUCGUAUGUUAACUUGCAAACAAAUGAUGAAGAUAUUGUUCUGCGGUCUUCCAACGAUGAAUCUAAGAAUAAUCUGCUUCUAGAUAUUGAAGAUGCAUCAGGGGAUCAAUUGAUUAACUGGUCAGGAAGUGGGAGUAAGUCAAUAUUAUAAGACACAUUGUGAUAUUCUGUACAAAGUUGACCUGUAUUUUGUUUAGUUGAGUCAUAUUUCAGUUGAUUUAGCAAGAAAUUUAAAAAAGACGCAGAGAAUUCAUCAUUGAAUUAUGCACCAUCUCACAAAAAACUUAGAUUUACUUACUUUUUUACAGUAGAAUUUGCUUUAACUUUUUUGGCAUCUUGUAUGCAAUAAGUAAUUUGAAAUUUGACUCAACUUUAUUAAUAUUGUAGAAUAAAAGUUCUGAAAUAUUAUCCUGGCUUAGAAAUUGUACAGAUUGGUCCUUACAAUGCGAUUUGGGCAUGAUCUUCUGAAUAGUAAAUUUUAUAGCUCAUGCUGUUUGUAUUGCUAAAAAUUUGUAUAAGAUGAAUUUGUAAAGAAACAUUAUUUCUUCAUGGCAUCUUCUAGAACAUGGACUCGAAUAUCAGAAUGGCUUUACAUAAACGGAAUACUGUUAUCAGUUAUAUAAAGCCAUACAAACUAUGGAAUAUUUUACCACUGAUCAUCAAGUUUUAGCCCAUUAUUAGUAUGAUUAUAAAUACUUUGCAAUAUUCAAUUCACACAAAAAUCUUAUGAUGAUAAAACCGUUUGGCUCUUAUAUUUAAUUGUCAUGAGAAGUGUUGGCAAAAUUCAUAGUGAAAUAGUACUUAUCAUGGCUGUUAUUAAAACAAUGUCACUGAAAUAUUAACUUAGUAAUUAUUAAAUGAUUUAUUUUUCUAUCACUCCAUGUAUACAAAUAAAUUAUUUAUACAUAGCGAAAUACUCCUUGUUAUUGAAGCAUUUGCCAAAUGGGCAAACCUAUGUAUAUAAUUUGAUCUGGCUAUAUUUUAACUAAGUGUCAUUAGCAAAAACAAGAAAAUAUUAAAUAUUCCAUAAUUUUUAGGUAAGUUUUUAAAACAUUUUUAAAUUGGUUCAAUACAUUGCAUUUAUGAAAAAACAAGUCAAAUAUUGUUUUUUGUGUAUGUAUGUUUAUUUAGGAUAUGACUGCACAAAUUUAUCUUGAUGUUAAAAUUUCCAUACUAAAAUUGUAUGGGAAAUAUGUAGUUUUUAACUAUUAAUCUGUAACGAUUUGUCCUUUUUCUAAAGCAAGCUUUAGACUUGCCAUGUCUUACUUUAUAUUUUAUGCUUGUAACACCUAAAAAUCUUAAGUGUCAAGUUGAAUUGUUACUAAUUUAAAUAACCAUAUUUAUUUUAGUUUUAAUAUCAUAAAUGAUUACAAGUUAUACUAGGUAUUUUUUGUUAAUAAAAAUAUUAUAACUCGCAAUAUUUAAACCUAUUUAUAAUUAGGAAUGAGGUAAAGAAAUGAAUGUUUUAAGUUUUUAUAUGCUUUUGUUAACCUUCCCUAUCUUAGCCUGGAAAUAGUGGCUUUAAGGCCUGUCGGAAAUUACCAAGUGCCAAAGACGCAACUUAAACGAUAUAUAAUAAAAUAUAUUUUUCUAUGAAUAAAUAUUUACAUGUAGUACCUAACUUAGGUAUAUAGACAAUGUGUAUAGAAAUACACUCGUGUUUGUCACCCAGUUUUUUGUUUUGCAGAUAUGGAAAUAGAAGGAAUAAGUUUUUAAUUAAGCUACUUAAGAGUGGUUGUGUCUUUGGUAUGGGCUUACUAUCAUAGUAUAUUUUAAGCUUUUGGACUGUGAUAGUAGUAUGGGAGUCUACGUAAUACGAAAUAUUUUUUCUAAAUCUUAGUUAUACGUAGAUUAGCAUUUCUCAUCUUUCUAGGCCUAAAUAUUUUAGUGUAAGGCUGUUUAAUUAUUAAAAUAUGCUAUAUUUUA
Pieris brassicae (large cabbage white) is the source of this 3040-nucleotide messenger RNA. RefSeq lists its product as uncharacterized. The record is from RefSeq and is a predicted model, not a curated record. The transcript has 4 exons. The coding region runs from base 327 to 1265 and encodes 312 amino acids. NCBI's taxonomy places the organism in Eukaryota, Metazoa, Arthropoda, Insecta, Lepidoptera, Pieridae.